This is a messenger RNA of Colossoma macropomum (tambaqui), 2928 nucleotides long. Its product is annotated as photoreceptor cilium actin regulator. The coding region runs from base 1 to 2928 and encodes 975 amino acids. The transcript is spliced from 2 exons. Lineage: Eukaryota; Metazoa; Chordata; Actinopteri; Characiformes; Serrasalmidae. The record is from RefSeq and is a predicted model, not a curated record.
AUGGGUUGCUCACCUUCCAAAGGUCAGCUUUUUGCUGGAGUGUCCGCCCACAAAGCUCUGCAGCAUGAAUCACAGAAAAGUAACAACAAUAACCUCUCUGAUGGAACAGAAAUUCAGAGCAAAACAGAGACAGACAUAGUUUCAGCUGGACUAACAAUAUUAGAGGAUGAACCACCCUCAGGUAAAGAAUCUUCUCUUUGUGAUGUAGUGUGCGAAACAACAACGGUUGUAAGGGAAGAAGUUGUUGAAGAAGCAAAUGUGGAUUCACAAGAGGAACUACUGGCUCAAGAGAAGGCAGGCAAAAAGGGCGAAAGGAAAAAGAAAAUUAAAGGAUCCAAAAGGAGCAAGCACAAGGAGAGGGUGAGCAAAACUAUACAAAUUCAGUCAAAAGUAGAUCUCCCAGAAAAAAUGGUGAAAGCCCACCAAGCCGCCUAUGCUUAUCUGAACCCCAACAUUUCUAAAUAUGAGUCCCUUUUAGGGCUCUUGGACCAAGCAACACAGACUCAUCUCUCUUUACAACCUAUGGUGGCCUUGCUAGCAUUGCGCUAUGAGGAGAUAAACCAGGCCUUGGAGGAAAUUGCUGUGGAAGGGGAGCAGAUGUUGGAAGAGCAUGGAAAAGAUAUGGCCUGGCCAGCUGCACAUAGGGAGGUUCUGUUUAACCCAGCCAAACCAGAUGCUGAACUGUACUCACCGGAACCUCCUCCAGACUUGCUACAGCAGAUGCUCCAACACUCCACUGAGAAAAUGAAACUUGUAGAGGACUCGGUUAAAAGGCUGGGGGACGCUGCCUUGGAAGAAGCGGUAGACUACUUUGCCUCACUCUCUCGACUGCUGGAAGAGAAGCUGGUGGUAAAGAGAGCAGCAGAGGGACGUUUGAAACAGGUACUGGAUCAUGUGGAGGCUGCCACCCUGAGGAAGUCUAGUCUGGAAGACUCUGCCUUGCACAGUGAGGACAGUGGCAUUGGUGCAGACAACGAAUGUCAGAAUGGUUCUGUGCGACUUCGACGCCACCGGGAGAGCUCUGGGUCAGGAGCCAGCUCUGGUUCAUCAUAUGGCUACCCUGAGAACACUUUACCUUCUCAGCCUCACCUUAAUGGAGUUGAAGAGGAUAGGAGUGAUGAUGACGACGACAAUGAUGAUAGUGAAGAAGACUCUAGUGAGGAUGAAGAGGAGGCAAAAGAGGAGCAGGGAAGAAAAACAGCUAUCACGGAAAGAAAGAUGUCUAAUUUCUCCAGCAAUGCACCCCAAAGAGGGAGGCCAACAAAUACUACCUUGGCAUGGACUAAACAGAGAGAUACAAACACCAAACGACCCAAAACUGCAGAAAGUCGCUCAGUCCCAAGUCAAGAGAACCCCAGGCAUUCCCGUUUAAGGGGCCUGCGUCGGGCACAAUCUGCUGAUUACUUGUAUUGCAUGAUAGAUGACUAUACAGUGAAGAAGCAGGAGAAAUGCCAGAAACCUGUAUACACUGGAACAGGUCUGACUGGAGGUGUGGUCCAUGGUUGUCUUGUCAGGACAAGGUUGAGGAGGCUUUCGUCAGAAGACCAGAAUAUGGCAAGAUGCUACGGCCUCCAGUAUGGAAGCAAGGGACCAUUUAAGGCUACUCUGCCACCUAGCUCACCUUCUGCAAUCGUGCCUGCCCCUCCUGGCAGAAACGCAGUCAAACGACUCAUAAAUACCUUUAGCCAAGGUGUGCAGGACAAAUCUAUUCAAAAGACCCCUAAUGGGCCCAUGAAAGUAACAGGAAACAAAAGAGGUUUUCUGCCGAUGUUAGCCAACAGCAUGGAUGGCGAUUCCGCCAAUGGCAACAACAAUAACAACAUUUUUUCAGUUGACCAGAGGAUCUCAGAGAGACCUGAUGAUGUGGAUGUGGACAGCCUUCCUCCGCCUCCCCUUGAAGUACUGAUGGACAACUCUUUUGAGAGCAGUGAAGGACCCCCUGGCGAUGAAGAGGGCACGGAAACCCUAAAUCAGGGUUGUUCCAGACAGAGACAGAGAUGCGGUGUCUCUCAACGGCUACGAGCUUCGCUGCAGAUGGGUACUGUGCUCCCCAGCAGAGCCAGUGUUCCAAGACGCUCUCAGAGUAUCUCACCUGCCCGUCCUAUCAGGCAGGACGCUGUGGUUGGAAGCCGGCAAGGCCGAGAUGGUGACCAGCAAAUUGGAGUCAAUACAGAGAAAAAAGAGGUAGUCAGCCUUUACCAGCAGCCUCGAAAGAUCAUUCAUCUGCGACACUCAUCUGGUUCUCCAGCCAAAGCAGGCCCAGGUGGCCCAGACAUCACCCGAGCAGAAUCAGUGGCGAGACAGGGAAGCAAGGACUCAGGGGAAAAUGAAACCUUGAUGCCUUACCCAAACAGCUACCCACCAACAACUCCGCCAGUCUCCAGAGCCCGACUUCCACCCUCGUGUCCCUCUGUACGCCACAGAAUCCCAAGUCCUCCUGCUCUACCUACCUCCCCAGCUUGUGGUCAGUGGGGAGCCACACCAUACAGUCCCAAUGUCCAAAGAUGGACCAGGAGAAGCAGUGAUGAAGAAAAUGGCACUAGUUCACUUUCAUUUUAUGAUGCUCGCUCUGUGUUCUGUCAGGAGACCCAGUCAGCCACCCAGUCACUGUCAACUUCCUGUAUGUCCACUCUACCAAGACCAUGGGGAGAACCAUCCAGGGGAAGGCUGCAGUCUAGUCGACUACCCCAAACCUUCAUGAAAAGCAGCGCUUCAGGUGUCAAGCCCACCCUUAUUGACCAGCAACAGCCAUUCCCCAGUGCCACACAACCCCACAGCCAGAUCAAUGAGAGGAGAGUCCCAGCCUCAGUAAAUGAAGAGGUCCAGGAGACCCCAGUGAGCGGCUGCGUGACAGACCCCCGGGGCUCUCAGGCUGUGACGGGAGUGCAGGAGGCCGAGCCGAGCCAGAUAACAGAUAAUCCGGAUUAA